CUUAUUUUUAGAUUGACAAUCUUCUCAAAGCUUCAAUCAUCCAUAUGUCAUCAUCAUGGCAUCAGCAAGAGCGCAAGCUAUAUCAGGAGAUGCUAUAAGGCUUAGACAAGGUACAUCAUCGCCAACAGUGACUCCAACUCAGCGACAGUAUACCCUCGAAGAUGAUGAACUUCAAUUCGCAUGGCUUAAAAGGGUACUCUGGCGCUCUCUUUGGACGCCGUACAAUUAUUGGACUCUUGCUGCAAUAUGCCUAUUGACUGAAGUAGUUUUCGUCACAAUCAUUACUGUUGCCAUUCGAUUCACAGAGAUUGACUUUCAGACAUAUAUGCAACAAGUUGACGUGUAUCAAAAGGGUGAACGUACAUAUGAUAAAAUCAGUGGAGAUACAGGACCAUGCGUGUAUCCGGCUAUGCAUCUGUACAUCUAUUCGUUCUUAUCAUUCGUAUCAGAAGGUGGAAAGAAGCUUGUACCUGCACAGAUCGUCUUUGGAGGGCUGUAUAUCGUCACCCAAUUCUUGACAAUGGCAAUCUACAAAUCUGCACGAAUCCCGCCAAUCAUCAUGUUUCCACUACUGCUGUCCAAACGACUGCAUUCGAUUUACGUCUUACGCUUGUUCAAUGAUUGUUGGGCAGUUGCAAUCAUGUAUGGAUCCAUCUGGGCAAUGACAAAAGCACACUGGGGAGCAGCAAGUAUACUGUACAGCUUAGCGCUAGGCACAAAGAUGAACAUUUUGCUUUAUGCUCCUGCCAUGGCGGCAAUCUAUCUUCGUGCUUUGGGUUUGCAGAGAUCUGCGGUGGAAGCAGCAAAAGUGAUUCUGAUCCAAAUCCUGAUCGGUAGUCCAUUCCUGCUGCAUGAUCCGCAAGCAUACCUCUCUUCGGCUUUCGAUCUUUCUCGUGCAUUUUUGUACAAGUGGACUGUAAAUUGGCGUUUCUUUGAUGAGCAGACCUUCUUGAGUCAAGGUUUUGCUCGAGUGUUGCUUUUACUCCAUGGCUUGUCGAUCGCACUCUGGCUAUUCACAAGGUGGACCGGGAUAUGGAAGACUGGUUUGAGGUGGAUACGCAUCUUUAGUGCACCGCCUUCCACCACAACCAUGACCCAAACCGAAGCACGUAUUCGACAGCCAAGUGGACCAUUCAUUGUAACUGCUUUGUUCACAUGCAACUUGAUCGGGAUCACAUUCGCAAGAAGUUUGCACUAUCAAUUCUAUUCAUGGUACGCUCAACAGAUACCUUUGUUGGUUUAUUUGACCAAUUUGCCAAAUCUAAUCAAAAUUGCCCUUCCACUGGCGAUCGAAUUGGCAUGGAAUACAUACCCGUCAACUAAACAAUCAUCGAUGCUUUUGUUCGUCAGUCAUAUUCUCAUCUUAUUCGGCCUUUGGAGAUCGAAACAAGAUGACGAAACAUUGGACGAAGUGAGGCCAGACGAAGAAGCUAUCACCAAAGCCUUGCUUCAGAGUUACGAAUCACCUUCUCUUCGAAAAGAAGAAUAAAGCUUAUCUCAUCACACAUUUUGUACUUUUAAACAAUGCUAAUUGAUUAUGAUACAUACUAUAU
Molecule: messenger RNA, 1553 nt
Organism: Meira miltonrushii
Lineage: Eukaryota; Fungi; Basidiomycota; Exobasidiomycetes; Exobasidiales; Brachybasidiaceae
Product: dolichyl-P-Man:Man(5)GlcNAc(2)-PP-dolichyl mannosyltransferase
Exons: 1
Coding region: 56-1489 (477 amino acids)
Cellular component (GO): endoplasmic reticulum
Molecular function (GO): dol-P-Man:Man(5)GlcNAc(2)-PP-Dol alpha-1,3-mannosyltransferase activity
Source: RefSeq, a predicted model, not a curated record